UCAAAUUGUGUUUAGUGCAGGACUUACUUUUGGUAUUUCUUGAAAUAAAACCAAUUUAAAUUACAAAAUACAAGUGUGCAAAAGUAGAAAAAAGUAGUCAUCAAACAUGUGUGGUUAAAAUAAGAUAAAAUAAGCUUGUUUACGAAAGAUGGAAUCGGAUGAGUACGUGGGUUCCAACGGAGACGUUUUUGUUCACCGUUUAAAAGAGCUCACAGAUGAAGAGAAACAACGUCUCGAAGCCCAGAAUUCACUGGUAAUACCCGAAACCAAGGCUGCUCGCCUGGAAAAAGAAGCUAAACGGCAUUGGGACAUCUUUUACAAGCGGAACGAGACAAAGUUCUUUCGAGACCGGCACUGGACAACACGUGAGUUUCAAGAGCUGAUAAACUUUGACCCCGACAAGCGAAUAGUAUAUUUGGAGCUCGGCUGCGGCGUCGGGAACAUGAUAUUUCCGCUAAUCGAAGAGGGUUUCUCAAAUUUUUUCUUCUACGCUUGUGAUUUUUCACCACGUGCGGUAGAUUUUGUCAAAGCGAACAAGUUGUACGACGAGAGUAGAAUAAAGGCGUUCUGCGCCGAUUUGACUACUGAUAACUUGUUCGAGAACAUGGAAAUGGGGUCUGCGGACAUGGCGAGCUUGAUAUUCGUGCUGUCGGCCAUACACCCCAACAUGUGGGCGCAGGUGGCGAGCGUGGCGCACCGCGCGCUCCGCCCCGGCGGGAUUCUGUUCUUUCGAGACUACGGUCGUUACGACAUGGCUCAACUGCGGUUCAAGGCGGGACACAAGAUAGCUGAGAACUUCUAUAUGCGGCAGGAUGGCACAAGGAGCUACUACUUCACGGAAGAGGAGCUUGAGAAACUAUUUGUGGAGGCUGGAUUUGAAGUCCUUUCAAACACCUACGUCCAGCGUCGCACUGUCAACUUCAAGGAGGGAAUCGAUGUACCCCGUAUCUUUGUCCAGGGAAAAUAUAGAAAACCUGACAAGUGAAUGAACAUGGACAAUGUUACAAAAAGGCUAACUCACAAAUCAAAAAAAGGUAUUUCCUGGGAGACAAGGUUUUAGCUUAGGUACCUAUCUCAAAGUUUUACCGCAAAGAUAGCUAAAUGAUGCAGCACCAUGUUUGUUGAAGCUGCAUCAGAAUUAGUGCCUUCUCACAGACCACAGUACCAUGAUGGAAAUGGUACAUGUUUUAUACAAAAUGAACCACAUGACAUUUAGGAUAUAUUAUCAUCAACAUAUUUUUAUGGAGGUAGACUCUGGAUUAGACAAGAAGAUAAAACUACAAUAUAAAUUAAAGACGCGGCUGAACCUAGAACUGACAUUAAGGUUAUGGAAAUAGAAGACAACUGACAUCAAAGUUGAGGUUGUGGCAAAAGAUACAGUUCAAUGAUGACACCAGAAGUACAACUGGGAAGAAGACUGUUCAUGGUUCUAAUGAUGCAGUUUGGUGUGCAGAAAAGAAAAAUAAGAGAUACAGUGCAUUAAAUAAACGGUCCUGACCAUGGAGUAGUGUUGAAGACCACAUAGAAAGUAGAGGAGAUCUAAAGUUACAUUAAUAAAUGAUUACUGUUAUAAGUUAUAACUCAUAUUAAAUAAAUGGAAUAAAUAU
Molecule: messenger RNA, 1607 nt
Organism: Aricia agestis (brown argus)
Lineage: Eukaryota; Metazoa; Arthropoda; Insecta; Lepidoptera; Lycaenidae
Product: tRNA N(3)-methylcytidine methyltransferase METTL6
Exons: 12
Coding region: 149-985 (278 amino acids)
Source: RefSeq, a predicted model, not a curated record